AUGGACGCGAACUUCCCGGAUCCCAGCGUCCUUCAGGUUGAUGGGCGCUGGUAUGCAUUCUCGACUACCUCUGGCGGCAAGAACGUACCUAUCGCCACGUCGGGCGAUAUCCACGUCGGUUGGGCGCUUACCGGCACUGACGCCCUGCCUAAGCUUGGCGCUUGGGCAGACGGUGGUGUCUGGGCUCCCGACGUCACACAGCUGGCGGAUGGGACUUUCCUCAUGUACUACUCGGCGGUGUACAAGGAGAACAAGAGCGUGCACUGUAUCUCGGCGGCGACGUCUACCAACAUACAGGGGCCUUACACGCCCAUCGACAACGUACUUGCUUGUCCAGUGAGCUCUGGCGGCGCCAUCGACCCUCACGUCUUCACCGACGUCGACGGGAGCCUAUAUCUUCUCUGGAAGGUCGACGGGAACAAUAUCGGUCAUGGCGGGAACUGCAACAACGGCGUUGAGCCUAUCCAGUCGACCCCCAUCAUGAUCCAGCGCAUGAGCGCGGACGGCAAGUCCUUCUACCCCGGCACGGGGCACACCCAGAUCCUGGACCGCGACGCCAACGACGGUCCUCUCAUCGAGGCACCCUCGCUCGUGCGCACGUCCGAGGGCAUCUACGUGCUCUUCUUCUCCAGCAACUGCUACGCUGGCUCCCUCUACGACGUCGCGUACGCGACUGCGACAAACAUCAUGGGCCCGUACACCAAGGGCCCAUGGCUCCUCAAGACCGCGACGCCGUACUCGCAGCUGUACUCGCCUGGUGGUGCCGACGUCACUCGCGGCGCCGACCAUCUGUUGUUCCACGCAGACAAGGGCACGACGGCGGACACCCGCCAGCUCUACGUCGCGGAUAUCUCCAUCAGCGGCAAGACCGUGCAUAUAUAG
This is a messenger RNA of Schizophyllum commune H4-8, 882 nucleotides long. RefSeq names its product glycoside hydrolase family 43 protein. The record is from RefSeq and is a predicted model, not a curated record. Lineage: Eukaryota; Fungi; Basidiomycota; Agaricomycetes; Agaricales; Schizophyllaceae. The coding region runs from base 1 to 882 and encodes 293 amino acids. Gene Ontology annotation, biological process: carbohydrate metabolic process. The transcript has 3 exons. Gene Ontology annotation, molecular function: hydrolase activity, hydrolyzing O-glycosyl compounds.